ACUUAAAUUUUUCGUGUGGUGUGCUGUGCUGUGUAAUUUUGGGUGUUUUUGAUUUCUUUUGGGGCCGUCUGAUUAUCUCCACCUGAACCUAAUAACUGUCUCUUUAAUCAGCCUAUCAGCGUGGAAAGAGAGCGCGGGUGCUCGGGGACUCUUAUUUUAAAAGCGGACUUUUACAGGAGGGGAGAGAGAUCCGGGGAAGGAGAUCCGGGGAAGGAGAUCCGGGGAAGGAUUGGUGGCACAGGUGUGCUGCGGGUGUGGAUGGUGCAGCAGAGGCGGAAGCAGCCGGGAGCGUGGCUAGAACGCCAGCAGGAUUCGGCACAGCAUUACCCGGCAGUAGGGGCUUGGUCCGAGUGGCGUGUGAGUGCAGCGGCUGGCAGCAGAUUCAGGAGGAACUGCUGGAGUGUGUGCAUGCGGUGACGUCAGCGGCGGCUCAAAGGGAAUGCUGGAUAGAAGACCGAGGGUCAUCCUAUACACCACAGGCGUGUUGCUGCAAUUUCUGGGUAGUGGUUUCGAUCACUACCCGGAACUGUCCACUAGGCUAAUUUAAACCCAAGCUUGAGUACACAAAGGACAUAUUACUGGUCAGUCUUUUCUUUUAUUUUGUCCUAGAGCGGCGUGGUGAGACUCAAGGGAGCCGUGUCUACAUUCCCCUGGUCGUUAUGGACUUCUUUUAUUGAAACAGUGAACCGGACUUUCCUUUCUUUUAGUUCCUGUGUAUUCUUGGUUCCCCUUUGUGUUUUUUUUUGGUUUAUUUGGUAUUAUUCUUUUGUUUUGCGUUUUUGUUUAUUUAUUUUCCUGUUUUGCUUUCGUUCCCAUUAAUCUACUGCAACGACCUAGCUUUUAGUGUGUAUAUAUUUGCUCAAAGUAUAAAAUAAAACAUUGCUUGUUUGAGUAUGCUGUCUCCUGUUGGGAUCACUGGCUCAUACUCUGUUCCCUCCCAAACGAAUUUAUUAUUUCUUUACUAGUGUGGGUGAGUCGUGUGGAGUUUGGGUUAGAUUGGGUUCUGGUUGUACAUCUUUCUCUAUCUCAAUGGUUCCUAGGAGUAGUAAAUUUUAAUAGUAGGUUUUAAGUGUUCUAGAUUGUUUUAAAAUUCUAUUCCUAGGGGCUAUGUGAUAUGUUGGAAGUCCCUGGUUAUUUUAGGAAUACAUACAUGGUUUAACACUACCUUAUAUUUAACUAACCCACGCGACACCCGCCCCUUUUCUGGCAUAGUCGGCAGGAUUGGGAGUGAAAGAGUGCCAGUUUUCCCAAAGGAUAACAGAAAAAAAAAAAAAAAUAAUUUUCAUAAUGAUGAUGCUGGUGUUUCCAGGUGCCCCUUGGGUACCUAAGUUUAAAGGACCUGAUGGUGAUUUUAUGUACUCUGAUUGGAAAGAACAGGUACAAGGUUUGUUGGAGGUACAAGAUCUUACAGAACCUAGGAAGGUGCAGAUUUUAAUGGGUGCUCUAUCGGGAGAAGCAAAGCGAGAAGUAAAUGUGUUAGAAUCUGGGGAUAGAGAUACAGCAGUGAAUUUUCAAACACUUGGAUAACUUGUAUGCAGCUGAAGUACCACUUCCUGUCCUAAGAACACAAUUCUUUAGUUGUAGACAGAGGCCAGGUGAGACUUUUAAAGCUUUUGUGUUACGAUUGAGGGAACUUUUCUGCAGACUGCGGAGGCGAAACCCGGAGGGAGCCCUCACUGAAACACAGUUGAAAGACCAGCUGUUGUUGGGGCUAGAAGAUGGACCGUUCAGACGGGCUUUGCAGACUUUUGCUCGGAGAAUGCCUGCAGGGACCUUCGCAGACCUACACCAAGAAGCCUUACUAUUGGAAACCGAAUAUGGGCCCAACAGGUAUGAUACGUCAUGUUCAGUGAUCCGUGAGACCAGUGCAUCUCAUUCUUGUCCACAACGGGCGGAUUGGAGGGCGGAGCUGAAACAAGAGUUGCUGCAAGAAAUGUGUGGUCAAAUGCGCGAGUUGACCCAAGAGGUAAUCAAAGAGCUGAAACCUCUGUGGUGUGAACCCAGCCCGAAUGUUCCGUCUACUAGGGCUACUACCAGCCGAAACCGGGAUCCGACACAACCAAAUCAAUGGGAUGCUGAUGGUAAGCCUAUUUGUCGUCGUUGCAAGAAACCUGGACAUUUUGCUAGGAACUGCAGGGGAACUGCUGUUGUAGGGCCGCAUUUAAACUAAAUUGCCCUGCUACAGAGGUCCAAGCAGUGGGGCCCUUGGCUGAGACAGACCAUCAUAGGACCACAGAGACUUUUAUUGGAAAUUGCCCUAUAGUAGAAAUUCUGGUGGAAAAUGUAAAAUGUACAGGACUUUUAGAUACUGGUUCUCAGGUUACCCUGAUGCAACACCAAAUGCUGAAGAAGUAUUUCCCUCAGUAUCAGAUGGGUAGAGCCCCUAUUUUAACACUAAAAGCUGCUAAUGGACUUGAAAUACCCUAUGUUGGCUAUGCUGUUCUGAACUUCGAAGUCGCUGGAGUUCAGAUCCCAGAAUGGGGUGUUGUGAUCGUUAAAGAUGAGUGUUCUACUUACCCAAUGAUUAUUGGCAUGAAUGUCCUGUCUGCAUGCUGGAAUGAUCUCUUCCAGGAACGAGAGCAGCUGAGGUGGAAAGGAACCUCCCCCAGGAAUGACAAACUGUGGCAGCAAACACUUGCGACCUGCCAACGGAUUGCUGCCCAAGAGCAGCGAGAUGGCUUUGUGGGUCAUGUCUGGUCUGCUAGCCGACGUAGGAUCUGUGUUCCCCCAGAAAGUGAAAUGAUCGUGUGGGGACGUGUUCGGGUGAACAGGAGGGGCCAAGAAUACUGUGGCCUAGUGGAGCCAGUGCUGGAUGGAGGUGCUUUGACUGUGGCACGGACAGUAGCGAGGGUAAAGUAUGGACGAAUCCCUGUCCGCCUGUGUAAUGUUCACCCGUAUCCUAUGUUUAUAGGAAAGUUUCAGAAGCUGGGCAAACUGUAUGAAGUGCAACAAUCUGAUGUCCAUGGACAAUAUGAUCUCCAGCUGGACGUUAAGUCAGAAGGCGUGGUGGAAGUGAGUGUAAUCGAGACUGUUCCUGUGGGGAAGGGUACCCCCACAUUUGAGGUGAGCCAGUUUGCUACCCGUUCGGAUCUAACAGAUCAGCAGCAGGUUGAAUUAGGUCACUUACUUCAAAAGUGGACUAGUGUGUUUGCUCAGAACGAGGAAGACUUUGGAUGCACCGAUGCUAUCCAUCAUAGCAUACCUACAGGUGGGGCCCUUCCUAUUAGAGAGAGGUUCCGACCUCUACCCCCUAAGAUGUACCAAGAGAUGCGAACAUUGCUUGCCGAUAUGCUGAACAGUGGGGUAAUUUCUGAGAGUUCUAGCCCUUGGGCUGCCCCAGUCGUGAUGGUCAGGAAAAAGGAUGGAAAUUGGCGAUUUUGUGUAGAUUACAGAAAAUUGAAUUCUGUCACUCUUAAGGAUGCUUUUCCCAUGCCCAGGAUUGAAGAGACCUUGACUACCUUAACCCAAGCACAGUGGUUUAGCACUCUUGACCUGGCUAGUGGCUAUUGGCAGGUGGGUGUACAUCCAGAUGAUCAACCAAAGACUGCAUUUGCUACACCAUUAGGAUUAUUCCAGUUCCAUAGGAAUGCCUUAAAACAGUGUUUGUCUAAGCCCAGUGGUCCUAAACAGAGCCAGCAGGAGGAAAGGGAAACGGGGGCUGACGGCGGGUUUAUUCCCUAUAGUGUUUGGACUGCAACCCCGAAUGUACCUGAUGAGGUUUCGGCCAAUGUUCCUGUUCGCCGUUCCACUCGUGCUAAUUUUGGACAGAGACCGGUACGUUAUAGAGAGAAUUCUUAAUUAUAGCAGGGACUGCUUAUGUUUUAGCGUGGGGGGGUGUUAGACGGGUCAAAAAAAGUGUUAUUUUUCUUGAUUUAUCUUUAAAAUACUUGUUGGAUUUAUGUUUGUGUGUAUUGAUAUGUUUUAGUGUUUGGUUUUACUUAAAUUUUUCAUGUGCUGUGUAAUUUUGGGUGUUUUUGAUUUCUUUUGGGGCCAUCUGAUUAUCUCCACCUGAACCUAAUAACUGUCUCUUUAAUCAGCCUAUCAGCGUGGAAAGAGCGCGGGUGCUCGGGGACUCUUAUUUUAAAAGCGGACUUUUACAGGAGGGGAGAGAGAUCCGGGGAAGGAGAUCCGGGGAAGGAGAU
Pygocentrus nattereri (red-bellied piranha) is the source of this 4142-nucleotide messenger RNA. RefSeq lists its product as uncharacterized. Bases 2329 to 3798 code for a protein of 489 amino acids. Lineage: Eukaryota; Metazoa; Chordata; Actinopteri; Characiformes; Serrasalmidae. The transcript has 2 exons. The record is from RefSeq and is a predicted model, not a curated record.